AUGUACUCUGCGUCUACCCACAGACUCAACACCCUUUGCCUCUGUGUGUGUCUCUCAGAGCUGUACUACGACCGCGGCAACCACCACGAGUUCGUGUCGCUGGUGAAGGACGUGGCACGGCCCGGGGAGCUCACCCAGUCGCAGUCCUUCGAUUUUGAGUUCACGCACGUUGAGAAGCCCUACGAGAGCUACUCGGGACAGAACGUGAAGCUCAGGUACUUCCUGCGAGCAACGAUGUCGCGCCGCCUCAGCGACGUGGUGAAGGAGAUGGAGCUGCUGGUGCACACGCUGAGCACCUACCCAGAGCUCAACAAUCCCAUCAAGAUGGAGGUCGGCAUCGAGGACUGCCUCCACAUCGAGUUCGAGUACAACAAGUCAAAGUACCACCUGAAGGACGUGAUCGUGGGCAAGAUCUACUUCCUGCUGGUGCGUAUCAAGAUCAAGCACAUGGAGAUUGACAUCUGUCGGCGCGAGACGACGGGCAGCGGGCCCAACGUGUUCCACGAGAACGACACCAUCGCCAAGUACGAGAUCAUGGACGGGGCGCCCGUCAGAGGUGAGUCGAUCCCCAUCCGCCUGUUCCUCGCCGGCUACGACCUGACGCCGACGAUGCGCGACGUGAACAAGAAGUUCAGCGUGCGCUACUUCCUCAACCUCGUCCUCAUCGACGAGGAGGAGAGGAGGUACUUCAAGCAGCAGGAGAUCACGCUGUGGCGCAAGGGCGACAUCGUGCGACGCAGCAUGUCCCACCACGCGGCCAUCGCCUCCCAGCGCUACGAGAGCCCCCCGCCCGCCCCUCCCCCCGCGGCCUCCACGGGGGAGCCGGGCCCUCCCGGCGGCACCGGUGGCACCGGCCGCUCCCCCGCUCCCGGCGGCGUCGGCGGCAUCGGCGGCGCCGGCGGCGACGACUCGGAGCCGCCCCCCCACGCCCCAGCGGCGUUCGCUCGCGGCCAGGCCGACGGGGACGCCCCCCGUGACCUCCUUCGCGACGAGGAGGACUAGCGGUGCUAGCGGGGCUGGCGGUGCUAGCGGGGCUAGCGGUGCUAGCGGUGGGUGACGACCAACUCGGGGCGGGUUUCACUUGAGCUCACGGGUAGCCCGGCUAAGCGAGCUCAGGCUCUGAGGAGGCGGUCACCCGGCACUUGUUAGAAUCGAGGAGCUUUAGGCCUCCUCGCUAGGCCUCGCCCGACUGGAUGAGGCUUUGCUUUAGGACUCGUUUGACGGAACUUAGACCCCCGACCCCGCUGGACGUUGUUAGAGUUAGGCUUUGCUAGACCUUUGCUAGACUUGGCUUGGGUGUGCUAGAUUGAACUGAGCUUUGCUUGACUGCACUGGCCUUGCGGGGCCUUGCAAGGCAGACAAAACCAGCCUUACUCGACGUUAUAAGACAGAAGUAGACCUUGCUAGACUUUGCUAGACAACGGGGCCUUGCUAGACCUUAGUACACAGACGUUAGGCCUUGUUCGAUUCCGUUAGACAAACCAGACUUUGCUAGACCUUGCUACACAGAAACGGGCUUUAUUUACGACUUGCUAAAUGCGCCUUGCGAAAACAGAGCUAGGCCUUGCCUCGUCUUGUUUGGUUGAGAUCGGGCUUUGCUAGGACUUGCUGGGUAGAACUCGACUUUUCUAUGCCCUUCUAGGCCUCACUGGACCACGCUGGCCCCGCCGUGCCCUGCCAGGCAGCAGCCUGGAGCCGCGUCACGACUAGGCCUCGACUAGGCCUCGACUAGGCCUCGCGAACUAGGCCUCGACUAGGCCUCGACUAGGCCUCGACUAGGCCUCGCGAACUAGGCCUCGACUAGGCCUCGCUAACUAGGCCUCGACUAGGCCUCGCUAACUAGGCCUCGCUAACUAGGCCUCGCUAACUAGGCCUCGCUAACUAGGCCUCGACUAGGCCUCGCGAACUAGGCCUCGCUAACUAGGCCUCGCUAACUAGGCCUCGACUAGGCCUCGCGAACUAGGCCUCGAACUAGGCAUCGACGAGGCAUCGACUAGGCCUCGACUAGGCCUCGACUAGGCCUCGCGAACUAGGCGAGCGGCAGGAUGCGUUCGUGCGUCUUAAACUAAGGCCCCGGUUGACAGUCGGUGGGAAAAUUCAUUGGGGGGGGUGGGGGGAGGUGGGAAUGAAUUUUGGGGGGGUAGUGGGGGGAGGGGGGCGGUAGGGGGGGGGCGCGGGGGAUGAUUUAGCUAAUUAUUGUCAGAUUUGUGGUGGGAUCAGCGUUGGGCGUUGUAGCUGCGUCCGCGGCUUGGCAGGUGUGUGGCGGGGGCUACGGGGGCAGAGUGGGUGUGGGGUGAUGUGGCUGUGAAGUCAGGUGUUUGUUAAUAAUCUGUAAUAUUAAUAUUGAAGGAUAGAUUAUAUUUACUUUAUAAGAGAAUUAAAAAUUUGAAGAGAAAAAAAACAACAAACAGCUUUUGAAUUUCGAUUUAAAGCUUUUUUUCGUGACUGCAGGGAUUCAUCUUCUCGGUUCUUUCGGUAAUGUCAUCAUGUAGAAGGGAGAUAAUAAAAUAAUAAAAAUAAAACGUAAUAAAAUACAAUUCUAACGACGUUUCGGCCACAACGCAAGCAGCCGUCCUCGGGUGAAGAAUAGGUCUGUCGCAAAGACAGCAUCUGAAUGAGCACCACCAGGCUUGGCAGCGUAUAUUUAAGCUGGGUUGGAGGGGGAAGGGCGCCUUGACAAAGGAAUUUGCAUAUCAACAGAGGACUUUAGCAUAUUUAUGGCAAAUGCAGAUAUGGGAUUAGUCACUACUUGUGGAAUGCGUAGGAGGUGGAGGGGGGUCUCAAAGUCAUAUUAUGCCCGUGCAUUAUGUAGGAUUAGCAGCAACAAAGGGAUGAGAUAGGGUUAGCAGUAACAAAGGGAAGAAAUUUUUAUAGUAAGGUCGUGAAAAUUGUAUUUUAUCACGUUCAAUUUUUAUUAUUUUAUUAUUUCCCUUCUACGUGACUUUACCGAAAGAGCCAAGAAGACGAAACAGCUUUUGCUUACCAACAGAAGCCCCGGCGACGUUCACGGACGAGUCUUGCGGCCGGCGAGAUGUUUUGUAAACGCCGGGAGGGGGCGGGGAGAGGAGAGGGGGGCGACGUUUCGCGCGGUUUUCCCUCCGCCACCGCCCCCCCUCACCGUCACGCGCCGGUCUGUGCGGAGCGCGGCGUCGCAGAUAUAAAUAUAUUUUUUAGCAUUCGGGCGGCCGAGGCGUUGUAGGUAGAGAGGCGUCGGCACUAAACUCUUUUUAGCGGGCAGACGCCUCCGGCUAAUGCCUCUUGUUGUUAUUUUUUUACGCCGCGCAACCGAGUCAGGCCGAGCCAGGCCUGGUGCGGCUCGGUGUGGGGGGGGGGUGGGGGGCCGGGUUGUUUUUUUCCACCGCGCAUGCCAAGCCAAGCUUCUGACGUCACAACACGCACGCGGCAAACGAGCCUGGCGCCAGAGGUCGCAAACGGGUUUUGAUUCACUAUGAGACAUCUCCUUUACCAGUGGCAAAAUAUAGUAGUAGGUUUUUACCCUUUCAACUGGUACAAAAACUGACACCUUCAUACAAGGCAUCAUGUUUGCAAUAACCACAACACAAGCAGUCAAAAUGCAAACAAAACUCUGAUGAUGAUAAUUAACUUCAAGGACAGUGCAUAUAAUUAUCAUAAUCAGAGUUGUUUCUUUUUGUUUCCAUUUUGACUGCUUGUGUUGUGGUUAUUGCAAACAUGAUGCCUUGUAUAAAGGUGUCAGUUUUUGUACCAGUUUAAAGGGUAAAAACCUACUACUAUGAGUUCUGAUUCCUUACCCCCCGUACCCGUACCCGGCCGCACCAGGGUUGCAAACGGGUACCCGUACCCGAUACCCGGCUACCCGUACCCGGCCGGGUAUCGGGUCGCAAACGGGUACUGGAUUGCGACCUCUGGGAUGAAGCCACGUUGCAGGCGCGGGCGGGUUGAUUCUAGGAACUUGAAUUGUGAGAAGAGACAAGACGUUGGGAAAUGAGUGACAAACGGUGACUCAUCAGUGACUCACGGCCUACCCGUACCCGGCCGCACCAGGGUCGGCUACCCGUACCCUACCCAUACCCGGCCGGGUAUGGGUAGCCGGGUAUCGGGUAGGGUACGGGUAUCGGGUACCCGGUUGCGACCUCUGCCUGGCACCCCCCUCCUCCUCCUCCCUGCCCCGUGAGCGAAUCCACCACGGGUUGGUUCCAGCUCGGCCCGGCAAACGUCCACAGUGGGAUAAACCACCCAUACCAUGCCAGACCCCCCCCACCCCGCGCUGGCUUGGCUCGGAUAUGCCAGUGGAAAACCCACCCAUACCGUGCUGACUUGGCUCGGAUGUGGCAGUGGAAAACCCACCCAUACCGUGCUGGCCCUGUGCUGGCUUGGCUCGGAUGCGCUAGUGGAAAAAAGGGGGGCCCUGGUGGUGCAGGUGUUGGCAGUCUCCUGCCUGGGAUUCCUUAGACCAAUUAAUUUAGUUUUUUGCUAAAAUAGUUUAGUACAUUUUUACACACUCGUUUUCAAGUUGGAGGAACCACCCACCCCCCCCCCCCCCCCCCAUAACGUCGUAUCUCGACAACCUUGUUGCUGCACUGGCUCCGGCCACAGGGACCCGUUGCUUUGUUUGGCCAAAGCGUCUUCAAAUUCCACUCGCCGCGACCAAACCGCUUUGCCCCCCCGCCCGCCCGCCCGCCCCCCACCCGUACCGACCGCCCUCCAUUCGAAUACAGAGCCAGCCGUUACGCACCGCACUUGCCCGAUGAUUGGUAAAGACACGCGCGCGGCACGAACGCGCGUAUCGCGCGUUGAACUCCUUUGGUACCGUGCGUGGCAAACCGCGCGAGUCGGAGGUGUGCGGCAUGGCAGGAACAACAAACUCAACGCCACAAAAAAAUCAAACGCGGCGUAGAGCGCACCGCACGCGCCGGAUGAUCGCGAAUGAGCGGCUCGACUCGUAUCGGAUCAACUCUACGGGUGCCACCGUCACCCCCCCCCCCCACGACACACACAAGAUGGAGCCCAUUAAUUUAACCCUUUUUAAAUCCUUUAUAUUAAGUUCGCUUGCUUGCUUACGACCGUGCAAAUCUUUCGGUCGUUUUUUAACCCACUUCCCGUGAUCCAAUCGAGCUGACAUUUUGCACACAGACUCGUUGUGCGUGACAAUUAAUGUUCGUGACAUUUUUUUCCAAAAUUUUACACUGUUUAGGACAAAAAUAUUAUAUUUAAUUACCAAUUGCUUAAUGGUGCAAUGCAAUCACCUGACCCAUAGGUGGCAGCCAUCUCAAGCCAGAGGACCAGAGGACUCUAGCCGCCACGCAUAUAAAGGAUUUAUAGUGAAAAACUUUGUUUUUACGGGUUAUACUUGUUAAACCUUCGUAAGGUCGCAGCUGCUUUGUGAAAUCCACCGUGGAAGUGACUCUUGUGUCGGUCACCGGGGCGGGGGGGCGGUGAGGGUCGUUUGACCAUACUUCACCGCGCCGGUCAACGCUGGCGUGGCGGGCGGGCGGGCCUCCGGGUUUCCUAAUGCGGUGCGCUAACCACUGUGCCACCACUCCCCUCCCCACCGCGCCAGGCCAAGCCACGUGUUUGACUGCUUUGUGGCGCUCCUCAAGCCACGUUUCGAUGGUUUGUGAGUUCAGAACCGUCGUCACUCCCAUCAUCCCUUGCGGGGUCAAUAAAAUGAGCACCGCUUAGUGUCGGGUGCGGUGGGGUGGGGGGGGGAGAAGCCAACCGCGUUUUUGUUCACUGGAAUAAACUUCCUCGAUGAAA
Molecule: messenger RNA, 5736 nt
Organism: Lethenteron reissneri (Far Eastern brook lamprey)
Lineage: Eukaryota; Metazoa; Chordata; Hyperoartia; Petromyzontiformes; Petromyzontidae
Product: vacuolar protein sorting-associated protein 26B-like
Biological process (GO): intracellular protein transport
Source: RefSeq, a predicted model, not a curated record